UGUGGCCGCGUGUCCCUGGCGCCGCCCGGGCAAGCGCGCGCGCGCUCCCUCCCUCUCUCUCUCUCUGUCUCCCUCCCUCCCUGUCUCCGUGCGCCUGUCUCCGGCUGAACCUCCACCCCCUUUCUCCCUGUAUCCCUCCUCACAUUCACUCACUCACUCACUCACUGACUGGGCUCUAAAAUGGCGGGGAGACAGCCUCCAGCCGCAGCACCGUUACUGCUCGCGACGCUGCUCCUGUUACCCGGUACCUUGGCUGGACCAGUUGUUGUUGAUCAGAAAGUGUCUGCAAUUUUGGGCAAAAAUGUCACCUUAAAGUGUUUAGUUACAGUGACAGAAACUGUAACUCAGAUUUCCUGGGAGAAGCAAGAUCAUGGGACCUCAGAUACAGUCGCAGUUUAUCAUCCGCAUUUUGGAGUCUCAAUUCAAGGGAACUAUGUAGGAAGAGCUGAUUUCACAAACCCAUCUUUAAAAGAUGCAACAAUUCUUAUUAAAAGAGUUCAGUUUUCAGAUUCUGGAAACUACAUCUGCAAGGUGGUCACUUUCCCAUUGGGAAAUUACCAAGAAACAAGCAUUGUGACUGUGAUUGUGGAACCCACUAUAACUGUGGGAGGUGGCCCUGAACCACUUGUGGAUGGUGCCAAUGAGACAGUUGCAGCAGUUUGCACAGCAGCUAAUGGAAAGCCUGCAGCAAGUGUUUUCUGGGAAACCGACCUCAUUGGAGAAAAGGAACAGACAAAAAUUUCUGCCCCAAAUGAAACUGUGACUGUUGUAAAUCAGUUCAAGAUUGUUCCAUCCCGAUUUGUGAGGAAGAGGCCAAUCACCUGCAUAGUGAUACAUCCUUCAUUUAAUACCACUAUUCGAGUCCCAUAUGUAUUGGAUGUGCAAUAUGCACCUGAAGUUACUGUACUGGGUUAUGAUGGAAACUGGUUUGUUGGUAGACAAAAUGUGCAACUCAAGUGUAAAGCUGAUGCAAACCCAUCGCCUUCUGCAUACAUAUGGACCAGAUUGGAGAAACCUUUACCAGAGAAUUUGCAGAUUGAAAAUGAUACUUUAACUUUCAACAGACCGCUCAACUACAAUGAUUCUGGUAUCUAUAUCUGUGAUGUAGUAAAUAUUCACGGACAAAGAAAAAAUCAAAAGGUUGUUCAAAUAAGAGAGCCACCCACUACAACCUUGCUAUCAACAACCUUGCCACCAAUCCACUCAACAGUGGGAAUCACAAGUGUACCUGCUUUUACCAAAAGAUCCAUGAUUCCUCAGUCAACCUUGGAAUCUGUGAAGAGUGACAGUUUAGGAACCAUCAUUGGUGGUGUAGUUGGUGGCGCUCUUUUUCUUAUGCUAGUGGUUAUCAUCAUUGUAAUGGUCUACUUGAGACGUCGGCGUACCUUCCGUGGAGACUACUACACAAAGCAGUAUGCUGGGACUACAGACAUACAGAAGGACUCUCAGAUGGAUGUUUUACAAUCAAAUAGAAUUGAACCAUACACUGAUUAUGAGAAAAGUGAACGAAAGCUCGAACCAAAUAACAUAUUCCAGGAUUAUCCCAUAGAGGUGCAGAAAAGUAAAUGGCAAAGUGCAGACAAUAUAAAUAACAGAUACACUGAAGGAGUUGAGUUACCCGUCGACUAUUAUGAAGAUAGAAAAAUUUCCAAUGCACCUCCAUAUUUGCAUGAUGACUAUUAUGAUGAAAAUGAAGAUGACCUCAUUUCACACUUAGAUGGUUCAAUCAUUUCUCGCCGGGAGUGGUAUGUCUAGUGGUUAUUGAUAAGUGUUCAUAAGGUAGUAAGAGGCACUUCAGUUCAGCUAAGAAAUCUAGGUUUCCAGCUAUUGUUUUGUUUUUCCCACAAUACUUUGAUAUGUGUCCUUGUUUUCCAAAGAAAGAACAAAAUGUGCUUUCCAUAAUGAAAAUAGAAAUAUGGUUUUGUACCCUCUUUGCAACCAGCGUAAAAUGAAAUCCAAUCUACAAAAAUUAUAUGGACAGAGUAGAAAUUAUCCACAUUUUUAAGGAAGGACUUUGUAAUAUUUCUGGAGUUGUUUUCGGCUCAAGCAGUUUCUGAGUGAGGCCUCCGUGGUAAAGAAGCAGUUACUGCCCAUCAAUUAUUGAUAUUUUCAUCCACUCCUUCCAUUAAGCUCCUUGGAAACCUGACCAAUGAUUGCUUUAUUUGUUUGUUUUACAUGAACAUAUACAGUAUAACAGAUUUCACUCGUAUGGAGUUGGCUGAAGAAGAAACUGCUUCGAUGUUGUUAAACGUUGCAAAAGUUGAAUUUUAGCCAAUUUGUUUGCUUAAAGUUAAAUGUUUACAUUCUCCCUCUUUUCAUAAUUUAACAGAAAAAUAUAGUUUCCUUGUCUGCACACUGAAGAGCACUUCUAAACUUGUCUGGGGAGAAAAAUAUGGGAUUAGAAGAACUUUGCUCGACUCAUGCAAUGAUUUUUUUCAUUGUACUUAAAUUCUAAAUUAAGUUUGAAACCAACUACAACCCUUAAUUACCUUUGAAACCAAUUACAAUCCCAAGCAAGAUUCAAAACCGACUAUAUCCUUUAGAUGUUGUACUCGGCUGUAUUUUAGAUCUUAAAAUAAUGCAUUUUUUAAAAUAAGGUGUUGAGUAAUGAAACAGCUGAGGUGAAAAUCAGCAAUGCCAUGUUCUGAAAUUUAAAUUGAGGCUAUGGAUGAUUUAAUAUUUCUUUCACGAUCAUUGUGAGAUAUUUAUCAUUCAAAAUUAAAACCAAGCAUUGUAGUUUCAACCGCUUCGACGUACAGUCCUAAAUUUUCCCUUUUCAGUGGAAAGCACUUUAGUUCUAAAGUGCUGUGAUCAUCACUUGUCCAUAGACGUACACUGAGGUUGUUUUCUCACCUGCAUGUGUGAAUACUAAACCGCACAGCUUGUGAAAUAUAUUGUGGAAAUGGUGCACAUAAAAAGCUGGUGAAGACUCCAAUGGAGCAAAAUUAAUUAAUGCUCUGAGCUUUGUGUUGAUGUGUAUAUAUAUGCAAAAGAGAUUUACUGUACAGUACUUUUUGUACUUUGUGUUUUAUAAAGUUAGUGCAAUGUUGAUUUGAUGUGCUGUUUGCUAAAUAUACAUUUUGCUGGAAAAAAACUUAAAUCGCCUUAUUUUAACUUGAUUCUUUUUGCCAAUUCCAACACUUAAAAUGUCUUAAGCUAUUAUUAAAUCAAUUCUUAUUUAA
Molecule: messenger RNA, 3182 nt
Organism: Chiloscyllium plagiosum (whitespotted bambooshark)
Lineage: Eukaryota; Metazoa; Chordata; Chondrichthyes; Orectolobiformes; Hemiscylliidae
Product: nectin-3-like
Biological process (GO): homophilic cell-cell adhesion; heterophilic cell-cell adhesion
Cellular component (GO): apical junction complex; adherens junction
Source: RefSeq, a predicted model, not a curated record